AUGCGUAUAUUCGACACUUCUCAGCCCUCAUGGGCGAGAAUAUUGACAACCGCUCUCGCGGCAGCAUCAACAGCGCGAGCUGUGCAAUUGGACGUCGAGAGUGCCGUCUCCAUCAAGAGAGCCGCAAAAGAAGUAGCCACGAACAUGAUGUCCUACUAUACCGGAAAUAGGCCAGGAGACAACCCAGGAAAUCUGCCUGAUCCAUACUACUGGUGGGAAGCUGGUGCAAUGUUCAAUGCAUUGAUCGACUACUGGUUUUAUACGGGAGAUGAUACAUGGAACGACAUCACUACGCAAGGUCUGCAGUGGCAAGCAGGCGAUACGGGCGCCUUUAUGCCCAACAACCAAAGUAAAACAGAAGGAAACGACGAUCAAGCUUUCUGGGGAUUCGCAGCCAUGUCUGCUGCUGAGCGAAACUUUCCCAAUCCUCCCUCUGGCAAGAUGGGCUGGUUGGCUAUGGCCCAGGCGACAUUCAACACGCAAGCACCUCGCUGGGAUAACUCGACUUGUGGAGGAGGACUGCGAUGGCAAAUCUUCACGUGGAACAACGGAUACACCUACAAGAAUACUAUCUCCACUGGCGGAUUCUUUAAUCUCGCUGCACGCCUUGCUAAGUAUACUGGAAAUUCGACAUACCAAGAUUGGGCCGAAAAGGCUUGGGACUGGACGGAGGAUGUUGGAUUCAUGACACCCGACUACCAUUUCUGGGAUGGUGCAAGCGAUUUGAGCAACUGCACCGACAUCAACCAAAUUGAGUGGACAUAUAACAACGGUGUUUUUCUCCUUGGCGCAGCGAAUAUGUGGAAUGUGACCUCGGAUCCCAAAUGGAAAAAUCGAAUCGAAAAAAUCAUUGAAUCAUCGUCCGUGUUCUUCUCCGAUAACCCCAAGAAUGUGAUGUUUGAACGAGCCUGCGAGGGAGUCAACACCUGUAUGGUCGACCAAAGAUCUUUCAAGGGAUAUCUCGCUCGCUGGAUGGCAGCCACCACUCAACUGGCCCCGUUCACCUACGACUUGCUCAUGCCCAAGCUCAAGGCAUCCGCCUCGGCCGCUGCACAAGCCUGCGACGGUGGACCGGACGGCACGACAUGCGGUCUCAAGUGGACAGAGCAGAAGUGGGACACUACUAGGGACUUUGGUCAGCAGAUGGCAGCCCUCGAAGUGAUCCAAGCGAACCUCAUUACGAAAGUUGCUGCUCCAGUUACUAGCAGCGAUGGUGGCACCAGCCAGGGAGAUCCCAGCGCCGGUGGAAAGCCCCCACAACCUACACCGGAUGCGCUCUCGUACCGCAUUACGACCGCCGAUCGAGCUGGCGCUGGUAUCUUGACCGCUAUGAUGAUGGUCACUCUUGGAGGAUCUGCGGGGUGGCUUAUUUGGGAUUAA
This is a messenger RNA of Penicillium verhagenii, 1380 nucleotides long. RefSeq names its product glycoside hydrolase family 76 protein. Gene Ontology annotation, biological process: carbohydrate catabolic process; fungal-type cell wall biogenesis. NCBI's taxonomy places the organism in Eukaryota, Fungi, Ascomycota, Eurotiomycetes, Eurotiales, Aspergillaceae. The record is from RefSeq and is a predicted model, not a curated record. Gene Ontology annotation, molecular function: mannan endo-1,6-alpha-mannosidase activity. The transcript has 3 exons. The coding region runs from base 1 to 1380 and encodes 459 amino acids.